AUGUCCAUCGAAAAUCUCAAGACCUACGAUCCCUUCGCCGAGGCCGACGAAGACACGGGCGAAACCAAACAGACUCAGAAUUACAUCCAUAUACGUAUUCAACAGCGCAAUGGACGUAAGACCUUGACCACGGUCCAGGGCCUCCCCAAGAAGUUCGACCAGAAAAAGAUCCUCAAAGUCAUCAAGAAGAAGUUCGCUUGCAAUGGCACUAUUGUGACCGACUCUGAGAUGGGUGAGGUCAUCCAGCUUCAGGGAGAUCAGCGAAAGGACGUUCAAGAGUUCCUCGAGAACAAGAAGGAGGGCUUGGGCCUUGAUGGCAAGACCAUCAAGAUCCACGGUUUCUAA
This is a messenger RNA of Clonostachys rhizophaga, 345 nucleotides long. The record is from the annotation of a GenBank genome assembly. NCBI's taxonomy places the organism in Eukaryota, Fungi, Ascomycota, Sordariomycetes, Hypocreales, Bionectriaceae.